Molecule: messenger RNA, 4185 nt
Organism: Lodderomyces beijingensis
Lineage: Eukaryota; Fungi; Ascomycota; Pichiomycetes; Serinales; Debaryomycetaceae
Source: the annotation of a GenBank genome assembly
AUGGUUUCCAAUUCAGGCCCCAAUACGAAGAAGAGGGGAUUGGGUGAUGUGAGUGGAGUCGAUGUUAUAGAAAUUGACAGCGGUGACGAUAAUGACCAUCAUAAUAACAACAACCACAAUACAGCAGCAGCUGAGGGAGAACCUCGCAAUGACGAGAGCCAGAGGAUUGGAUACGAAAAGGAAGACGACGAAAGCAUAUCGAGCCCAGAGGUUGUCGACAUGACCGAUGAUCUUGACGGAUACCCCGGUGAGGAAGUAAUCCCGGAUCAGGACUUUGAAAUUGUGGAGAAUGACGAAGCCGACGACGAGGUGGAGCCCGGGAGAGGAGCAGCAGCAGGAGGAGGCUUUGAUAAACAGAGUCACGCUGUCUCUGCACAGCAAGAUUAUCCCACGCCACAACAACAACCACAGUCGAGACAGCUGUUGGCCCUGAGCUCGCAAAAGCAAAUAUACCCCGACGCCAACGAGUUUGAUGCUCUCGCCAAGAAAUUGAUGAAGCCCAUCCCCGACUACCCCGUGGCUGACCAGACGCAUUUUGUGUGGGAGAUCAAAGACUGGGCCCUGUUCUCAAAGGAAAUGAAGGUAAGGUCCCCCAGGUACAAGUGCGGCGGCUUUGAGUGGAGCAUCUUGCUUUUCCCCAGAGGCAACAACCAAAGCGGCAACAUCUCGGCAUACAUGGAGCCGCACCCGCCUCAGGACGAGACCACUGGCCAGCCCAAGAACGAAAACUGGUAUGUUUGUGCCCAGUUUGCAAUUGACAUAUGGAACCCGCUUCAUCCAGAGGCACAUUCACCGAGCCAAAGCUCGCAUCGUUUCAGCAAGACUGAUACCGACUGGGGGUUUGGCACCAUGGUUGAUCGAAGACAACUAUUGGGGAAACGGUAUGGCAAGAGUAAUCAAACGACAUUGCAUUCGAUCUUGGAAAACAACCAGCUCAAUCUCACGGGUUACGUCAGAGUCAUUGAUGAUUCUUCAACCGGGGUACUAUGGCACAACUUUAACAAUUUCGACUCGAAACUCAACUCGGGCUACGUGGGGUUGAACAAUCAGGGGGCAACAUGUUAUUUGAACUCAUUAUUGCAAAGUUAUUUCACGACAAAGCAGUUUAGAAAGUUGGUGUAUGAGAUCCCGACAAAGGAAGGCAAAAACUCCGAAGUAGCAUUGGCCUUACAGAGAAUCUUCUACUUGCUAUCCAGCUCCAGCGACCCCGUGGGAACAAUGGAGUUGACAAAGUCGUUUGGAUGGGACUCGUCGGAAGCGUUUACUCAGCACGAUGUCCAAGAGUUGAACCGGAUAUUGAUGGACAAGCUAGAAACUGCCAUGAAAGGUAGUGCCAUUGAAAAUGGCCUCAAUGAUAUAUUUGUGGGGAAAAUGAAGUCAUACAUCAAGUGCGUCGAUGUGCCUUACGAGUCCUCGAGGGUAGAAGAUUUCUGGGACAUUCAACUAAAUGUCAAGGGUUUUAAAAACCUUGAAGAAUCUUUUAAAAACUACAUUGAGAUUGAAAUGCUCGACGGAGAGAACAAGUACCAAGCCGGUGAGAAUUUCGGCUACCAAGAUGCGAAAAAGGGGGUGGUGUUUGAGUCCUUCCCGCCGGUGUUGCAUCUCCAGUUGAAGAGGUUUGAAUACGACUUUAUGGUUGACGACUUGGUCAAGAUUGAUGAUUUCUACGAGUUCCCUGACAACAUAGAUUUGAAGCCAUAUUUGGAUGAGGAUUUGCCCGAGGAGGUCAAGAGCCAGAACUGGAACUACAAAUUGCAUGGAGUCUUGGUCCACCAAGGAACAAUCUCCAAUGGACACUACUAUGCCAUGAUUAAACCCAAUGCGUAUGACGACACGUGGCUCCGAUUCGACGAUGACAAGGUUUGGAAAGCAACUAGUCUGCAAGUUUUCCAAGAAAACUUUGGCGCUUCGGAUUUGAGUAGCGAGGAGUUGGCCCUGAUUACUCGAACCGAGCAGCAAGAGCAUUUCAUUCGAAGAGUCACGUCGGCGUAUAUGUUGGUUUAUUACCGCGAGACGGAGUUGGACAAGAUCUUACCUGCCGACGAGAGUGCAAUCAAGGCUAUAAUCCCCGAGCAUGUGAGCAAACAAAUUCAAUUUGAGAUUGAAGAAAAGGAAAGGUUGGAAAGAGAGCGACAAGAGGCGUUGUAUUACGUCAACCUUAAGCUCAUCACCACCUCGACCAUCAAUAGCCACUUGGGCUUUGACCUUGCGUUGGACCCAACGGUUUCCAAAUACUACGAAUCGCAUCUUGCUGGCACAGAAUCCGAUCCCAAGGUGCUCAAAGUCAGAAAGGAUAGCAUGUUUUCCCAUUUGAUGGACAAGAUUAGAGAUUUGUUGGGGUAUGAAUCAAAUAGCACCGACUCGUUUAGGCUCGUUAGCGUUUGUCACAGAAACAACCAUACCAAUAGGUUAGAUGGACCCGUGGAAGAUGAAGGGAAUGCUCUAGUCAGCAGUGUUGUUGCGAAAAACUUCAACAGAAAGUACGACGAGGCGGUAUUCUAUGUGGAAGAGCUCAAUAAGGACAUCAGAAAUAUCAACAAGUUGGCGGCACUGCAGCAGCAAGUGGUUGACCCUGCCGAGUUUAAGUUUAGCACAGUGUUUGAUAAAAUCAAGUCCGUGGGAACCAAGUUGGAAGAAGAUAUGAAAUUCAAGAGCACCUCGCCAUAUUCAGGGUACAACACGAUAUUGAUUAAAUACUUUGAUCCGACUAGCCAGGAAAUUCGCACCUUAUCGCACAUUACUGUGGGAAGAAACGACACGAUCAAGAGCAUUAUUUCACCCAUUAGGGAACUAUUGGGGUUCCCGGCUACUGUCGAGCUCGAACUUUAUGAAGAAUUGUCGCCGAUGAAACUCGAGGCUUUAAAUACAGAUUUGACAUUUGAUAAGCAGGAGUUGAACAAUGGUGACAUCAUCACGGUGCAGGUUUCAAAUGUGCAGGAAUUGGCUGGUGCAAACAAACGAUUCAAAACCAUCAAGGAUUAUUACAAGUUUUUGGCCACUCGCGUCCACAUCAGGGUCAAGCCUUAUAGCGCCAACACCGAUGUGGAAGACUCGGAGUACUUGGACGAAGGCGACGAGGAUGAGGAUGAAGAUAAGGAGAAUGGGUUUGGUGGUGGUGCUGGUGGUGGUGGUGCUGGUACCAAUGGUGCCGGUGGUAAUGAUGCCGUGAAUGGAGAGGAUAAUGACCAAACUACAAUCAAGGAAAUUGAAAUAGCCAAGAAAUUGAGCAAGAGCUUUGAGCUAUGGAUCCCGAGUAACUCAUCAUAUUUCGAUCUCGCUGAGGAAAUCUCCAAGGUUAUCAAGUGCGACCUGGAAUAUCUCAAGCUCUUCAUUAUUGGCAACCAGGGACAGCGGUACACUUUGAAAUCGACGCACGUUUUGUCCCACUUGUUUCCCCGAGGAAUAAACGUUGACGACAUUAUUGAAUUCGAGUACGAGGUGUUAAACAUCAGGUUGAAAGAAUACGAAAAUUUGAAAUCUUUCAAAGUUUACUGGCUCAACAACUUGCUCCAAUACCAGAUGUUUGAAUUGUUGGUGCCAAGGAAAGGCGAUGUCCGCGACCUUGUCAAUAAGUUGUUGCACAAGGUGAAUGUUCCUGAGAAAUAUUUAAAGUAUUUGCUAUGCUGGUCAGGAGUGAAUCACUCGUUUCGAGAUAUUAUCAAGUUUGAGACUGAAAUCAGCAACAUUAGCGAGAGUGUCGACAUAUACUGUGGCGUUUUUCCCGCCGAAAUUGCCGUGCUCUGCGACCACGGCUUUGUCAAAAGAUUCACAAUCGAGCCCGCGUCGAUUGACGAGACUGAAAUCGAGGACAAGACCCUUCGCGACGAGUUUGUGUCUGCACGAGAAUUGUCCAAAAACUUAAACAUCAUCCCCGCAUUUCACUUCCACAAAAAUAGCAGCAACCACCACGGGAUUCCUUUCCUCUUUGUGGUGUUUCCAAACGAACCCUUUGAGCAAACAAAGGAGAGGUUGCGAUUAAAAUUGGGGUUGGGCAAACAGGCCUUUGACAAGGUCCGACUUGCCUUGGCCGAUAUGAACGACAAGGGAAUGUACCUCGACGAAGGUGACGAGAACCUCGUUUUGUUUGAUAAGCUUGACCAAAGGAGAAACCACUUGGCUCUUGAUCAUCCCGAUCGAGAUCCAAAACGGCAAAAUACAUUCGACAAGGGGAUAUCUAUCAAAUAA